CUCCGGGAUGGAGCUGCUGCCCGGGCACCGCUUCCCUUCGUUGCUGCUUCUGCUCCUGCGUCUGCUGCCAGCCGGGCUCCGGGCGCCGCCGGCAGACAGUCACUCCCUCUGCUAUGUCAUAACUGUCAAUCCCAAGGCCAGACCUGGACAGCAACGGUGUGAUGUUCAAGGUCACAUGGAUGACAGGAGGAUUCUGCACUGUGAUUGCAGCUUCACUGAGAUCAGCUUUUUUGACCCCUUUGGGAGGGAAGUGGAUGCCAUUGACAACUGGGCAGAGCAGACAGAAAUGCUGCGAGAUGCGGUGGACGCCCUCAACCAGCAAGUGGCCGAAAUGAAACAUUCCACGAGCAAGGAUCCCCCGAGCCUGCAGGCCAGGAUGUGCUGUCGGCGUGGAGCCAGUGGCGGCACGCACGGGUCCUGGCAGUUCAGCUUCGAUGGACAGAUCGGCCUCCUCUUUGACCCGGAUGCCAGAAUGUGGACAGAGGUUCACCCUAGGGCCAGCUGGAUGAAGACGACCUGGGAGAAUGACAGGCAGCUGACUGAGUUCUUGAGGAAGGUGUCCAUGGGAGACUGCACAAGGUGGCUGGGGAACUGCCGCGGACCGGCUCUCGUGGAGACUCAGACCGAGGGAGAACAAGGGUGAAGGCUCGAGGAGAAUCAGGAAUCGGCGGGGAGAAAUGACAGACAGACACACACAUUAUGAGUAUGCUGCUGCGGUUUAUUGUAGUAAGGCUUGGGUUUAUAUAGUAAAGGACAAUGCUACAGGCAAAUGUAAAACUUUUAUCACAAAGGUUGACAAAAUGAGUUAAAGCUUAGUGGAACAAUGAUGUCAUAUGAAUGGUUUUACAAGGAACAUAGUGGGGGCAUUGUAAUUAAUGUUUUUAGACAAUUUACUGAGAAUGAGAGUUGACCUUAGGGUUAAUAGGUAAUUUUGUUUUAUGAAUUGUUUAGGGGAAUUACUGCCCAAAGUUUUGCUUGCCUUUUAGAUACUUGGAGAUAAUCCCUGAGCAAUCUUAACAUUUCUCUGUCACUAUAAUGGGAACCUAAUGAUAUGUUUUGACUUGCAUUCCUAGCUCCCUCGUAAACAGCUUUAGUAAACAGAGGGGCAAAGAUUGUUUGAAUUUCUCCAUAAUCUUAUGGGAAACGUUAACUUCUUUUUCUUGAUUUUCUUGUUUCUGAUAAUUGUGAGAGCAAGCAGUAAAGUGUAAACACAGCUGGUAGAUAAUGCAUAAUGAGAUCAUCAACAGAGCGGAGACACAGUGUCCCCAAAGUCAGCAAGGACAUGUUUUCGGGCUUCCAUCGUGUGAGUCGGGGGUCAUUACAACCGCGGACUGCACAGGAACCGCCUGAGGCUCCACUCCAACAGAGCGCUGACCUCAAAACCCUGCAGCCUUAGACCCCCGACGCAGCAACAUCUUGCCACGCGGGUAUCACAGCUGUGGGCGUGGCAUGUACUAACAUUAUAUCCUGCUACUUUACCAAACUUUCUAUGAGUUCGAAUAGUCUGUUAGUAGAGUCUUUUGGAUCCCCUAUCUAUAGUAUCACAUUAUCUGCAAAUAGAGAUAGUUUGACUUCCUCCUUCUCAAUUUGUAUCCUUUUGAUUUAUUUUUCUUGCCAAAUGGCUCUAGCUAAAACUAGAGUGAGAGUGGGCAUCCUUGUCUGGUACCAGAUCUCUGUGAGAAUGCUUCCAGCUUUUCACCAUUCAUACAACACUGGCCAUGUGUUUGUCAUAAAUUGAUUGUGUUGAGGAAUGUUCCUUCUCUACCCAAUUUGCUUAGAGUUUUCAUCAUGAGAGGGUGCUGUAUUUUAUCACCCAAAUGCUUUCUCUGCAUCUAUUGAGAUAAUAAUAUGGUUUUUUUCUUCGGUUUGUUAAUGUGAUGUAUCACAUUGAUUUGUGAAUAUUGUACUAUCCUUUAUACCAGGGAUAAAUCCCACUUGGUCCUUGUUAAUGCUCUUUCUGAUGUGUUUUUGGAUUUGAUUGGCUAGUAUUUUUUUGAGCAUUUUUGCAUCUCUGUUCAUCAAUGUGAGCACAGAGCCUUCUGUGACAACCCACCCUAGGCACUCAGGGAACUCUCAAUCUCUGAAUAUUCACACGAUGAUUAAACAAAGACCCAGCCACACCCCACACCCUAUCACACAGUCACAGAAUUCCCACAGUCAUAGUGUGUAAGGCCCCAUGGUCUCAGGUAGAAGGGGAUCAACUUGCAGCCCCUUGAGCCCCCUCAGUCCAGAGAGAGCAGCAGUAUGAGCCAGCUGCCUGCCCAAUAAAAAUUGGCCAGUGCUGUGCCUUAGCAAGUUGAGUUCAGCCACCUUGGAUGAGUGAGGGGAGGUUAGUGCUUCAUAGGCCUAAGUAGUACCCUGCCCCUGACCAAUCAUCCAGGCCAGGUUUAAAGUCAGUGGGGACCACAGCAUUUUAUCCCUCCAAUAAAAUCCCUCAGAUGUGUGGCCCACAGCAGCCUCUGCUCUCCUUAUUAAGGUGGCAUUUUCUUCCUGGUGGUUGCCAACAAACUUGCUGGGGAUGGGAAGAAAGCAAUGUGCUCUCGCUUCACAGGGUUAGGUGGGCACCAUGACCCCCAUUAGUGCCCUAGGCUGGACUGAAAGUCACUGUGGACCGCAAGGUUGUCCCUCAGGCAAUAUCCCCAGUGACAGGGAUGUUACAGGUUUCUCUCACCUUGCUCCAAGGAGAUGGCCUCUCCCUCAGCCACUGGCUGUGGGUGUCACAGGAGGUGUCCUGGGGUCUACAUGACUAUCCCACCCCACUGCUAUAUGCUGCCCAUCUUAUUUUUGUAGAAUAUCUAUUACGGGGUGGCGCUGUGGCAUAGCAGGUUAAGCCACUGCCUACAGUGCCAGUAUCCAUAUGAGUAUCAGUUUGAGUACCAGCUGCUCCACUUCUGAUCAAGCUCUCUACUAUGGCCUGGGAAAGCAGUGGAAGAUGGCCAAAUUCCUCAGGCCCCUGCACCCACUUGAGAGUCCCGGAGGAAGCUCCUGGCUCCUGGCUUCAGAUUGGCAUAGCUCCAGAUAUUGCAGCCAUCUAGGGAGUGAACCAUCGGAUGGAAAACCUCUCUCUCUCUCUUUCUCUCUCUCUCUCUCUCUCUCUCUCUAUCUCUGCCUCUGCUCUCUGUAACUCUGCCUUUCAAAUAAAUAAAUAAAUAGAAUGUCUACUGCAAACUUCUCUCCAACUUCCCACAGGGUAUGCAGUUCCUCUGCUUUUCUUCCAUUUUUUUCCUGUGGUUAGAAUCAGCACUUAUUUUCCCUGGUCAGCCAUCUUGGAUCCUCUGGACUGAAGACUUUAAAAUUUUAUAAGUCUAGUGGUCCUGUUGUAUUGUUGCCAGUAAUGAAAGUUAUAUUGACUAAAAAAAAGACCCAGGGGCCUUUCAAAGAUCUUUGAGGCUGCCUCUCUAUAUCACAGGCCCAGAGGCCUAAAGGAGUUGAAAGUUUUAUAAACCCUACAGGUACUUUCCAAAAUGCUGAAUGCUGUGGACAUAACUGCCUUUCCUGAUCAGUGGCUGGGUUUUAUAAUUUUAACCAUUGCUUUUGUAAGCCUUUUGUCAUCUAUAGCUUCUAUUCUUUGAAAGCAUCUGCAAUCAGAUUCAUGGAGAAGACUUUAAUGAAAAUUCUUAAAUAAUAGGUUUCAGAUUGCCUUAAGAUAAGAGAUAAGACAAGAUAAGACUUUCCAGGACUGUGAGGGGAAAAAGAAAAAAAAAUCAGCAAAACAAUGAAUGGUGAAGAAUAUAAGAAUUAAUUACAUGAGACUCUAUUGCUGGGGAUUCAUUUCUGAGAGGAGGAGCGUGGGGGUGGGGGGG
Lepus europaeus (European hare) is the source of this 3803-nucleotide messenger RNA. RefSeq names its product UL16-binding protein 2-like. Lineage: Eukaryota; Metazoa; Chordata; Mammalia; Lagomorpha; Leporidae. Gene Ontology annotation, biological process: antigen processing and presentation of endogenous peptide antigen via MHC class Ib; immune response; antigen processing and presentation of endogenous peptide antigen via MHC class I via ER pathway, TAP-independent. The transcript has 3 exons. The record is from RefSeq and is a predicted model, not a curated record. Gene Ontology annotation, cellular component: external side of plasma membrane. The coding region runs from base 8 to 643 and encodes 211 amino acids.